AUGUAUCCGUCCUGCUACCUUGAAAAACGAAAUCAAGUCGUGAACGUGGCUGCGACUGGCCUGACAAUUCGCAAUUCGAUUGAUCACACCCUCAUUCCACGUACUGGUGAGGUGAAGUAUUUGCUCAAUUUCGAAUCCGAGGCUUCUGGAAACCAAUCCGCCAAGGAGUACCCUUUACCGACAGAGAGGGAACAUCAGACACUACGCAAAGUCGUAGGGACCUUGCCCCUUUUUUCCUUCUCCCUAUGUCUCGUGGAGUUCGCCGAACGUGCAUCGUAUUGCGGGACGAAGACCGUUUUUCCAAACUUCAUCCAGUUCUCAUUACCUGAAGGUUCGACCCAGCGGUAUGGAGCAGGUGCCAGCCCUAGAGGAACUUAUCAGACAGCAGGGGCAUUAGGUAUGGGACUUCAAGCUAUCUCUGGAUUGGUCUUGUUGUUUUCCUUCCUGGUCUAUGUGAUCCCCAUCUUUGGAGGGUGGCGGGCCGAUGUUUACGUAGGUCAGUACAAAGCAAUCAUCGUGGAGGUGCUUACUUGUGCAUUAGCCCACAUUAUUCAAGUCAUCGGUGCCAUCGCCUCCAUUCUUCAGAAAGGGCCAGCAAAUGCCGCGUCUCCAUUUAUCCUCGGUCUUAUCCUCCUUGCGUUUGGCGCUGGAAUUUUCAAGCCCGACGUCUCGCCUACGAUCCUUGUUCAACAGCGUCAGAAAACAGCCUAUACCAAAAAACUCAAGUCUGGAGAAACUGUUAUAGUUGACCCAGAAGCCAUAACCAUAAGGACCCUGCUUAUAUUCUACGGAUUUAUCAAUAUCGGCGCCCUCUUUAUGCUUGCUACCACCUACGCCGAAAUAUUGGUUGUCAUUUUUGCUGAUAGAAGUCAUCUAUCUGUUGCUCCUAGUUCUUCUGGCAGCUGUUUAUAA
Penicillium canescens is the source of this 912-nucleotide messenger RNA. RefSeq lists its product as uncharacterized. The record is from RefSeq and is a predicted model, not a curated record. Lineage: Eukaryota; Fungi; Ascomycota; Eurotiomycetes; Eurotiales; Aspergillaceae. The transcript is spliced from 3 exons. The coding region runs from base 1 to 912 and encodes 303 amino acids.